Molecule: messenger RNA, 1059 nt
Organism: Knipowitschia caucasica
Lineage: Eukaryota; Metazoa; Chordata; Actinopteri; Gobiiformes; Gobiidae
Source: the annotation of a GenBank genome assembly
AUGGAUCCAGAAGGAAACGAGAAACAGAGCAGCCAGCUGAUCCUGGUGCCCCACAAAGACACCAUCCGCCUCCUGGAGGUUUAUGUGAAGCGGAGCCUGAGUCUAAACGAUGGCGGCCUGGAGAGUAAAAGAUCCCAGAGGAAGGCCAAGUGGGUGACCAUGCCCAAGAAGCAGAGGCGACACUCCAGCGACCCCUCCCUGCACCUUAGUGGAAGAGUAGUCGAUGAAGAAGUAUCCACUUUUACUGCGGACAGUAAAAGUGGGACAGUUCCAAAAGAGAAAGACAAGACUACUAGAAAGUCAAAAAAGCUGAAAAAAUCCCUAUGGAAGAGCUUUCUGGGAAUAUUCUCUCGGAAAGACUCAGAGGAGAGAGAUGACGAGAAUCAGAAUCUGCCAGAAGUUCAGCUAAGUAUCCGGAACGAUGAGGAGCGUGAGGCAAUUCCCACCUGCCUGCCCUCUCCAGCUGCCAGUUUGAGGAGGAGAAAGUCCAAAAGAGAAUCUAGGAAAAAGCGUUUUUCCAGGAGACGGUCACUGCGGAAAUCUAAUAAAUUCGAAGACGUCACUCCUGUUGACAUCUCAGUAGAAGCGGUUACAAGUGUGGAACCAACAUAUUCUUACUAUGAAAAAGUCUCAGAGGAACUUGAGAAAAUUGUGCAUGAGGUAAAAGUAAAUGAGGAAGCAAAGCCACUCACAGAUGCUGAGGUAAUCAACAGAAUCAUUGCUCUGACAAAAGAAGAGGGAGAUGCUAUUGACGAUAAGAUCAAAGAUAAUCCCACAUUGUGCAACUUCUUCCAGAAGAUGCCAUAUUCAUCUUUUCAGAAGUUAGCUGAUGAAUACAUAGAAAACGAGGCAGCUCCGGACAAGAACCCACCCACAAUUCCACCAACUGCUCCUGAACUGGUCAAACUCGCCUUCGCGCUGGACUUCACGGCCAGAAUCGCUGGACUCUCCAGACAGAACAUGGGCCACAUUACUGGCCUUGGAAAUAGAUAUCUGCAAGAGAUCUUUGAAUACAACCAGGCCUGUUCAGAUCAUCCAUGGUCCGACUGCGAUGACUGA